This is a messenger RNA of Acaulospora colombiana, 737 nucleotides long. Lineage: Eukaryota; Fungi; Glomeromycota; Glomeromycetes; Diversisporales; Acaulosporaceae. The record is from the annotation of a GenBank genome assembly.
AUGAAGAAUUCACUGGUAUCGGAAAUUAGGCAUUCCGUAGAUGAGUACGGACUGAAGGGGAGAAAAGUUGAUAGCGUUUAUUUUGGGGGAGGUACACCGAGUUUGGCUCUGCCUUCUACGUUCGAUGCAAUCCUCCGAACCAUUUCUCAAUAUUGCUACUUGCCCAUAGAUGCAGAGAUCACAAUGGAGUCCACAGAAUCCAAGAAGCUCGUCGAAUUUCGUUCGAUAGGUAUUAAUCGGCUUUCACUCGGUUUACAAUCGCUAUACCCCAAGGAUUUAAAGCUAUUGGGUCGAGAUCAUUCCGUCGAGGAAGGUGUUAAAUCAUUGGAAAUGGCAAAACUGAUGGCCUUAAAACUGGCUUCAAAUCAUGUAUCCUUAUACGAGCUCACCAUAAAAUCGGGGACCCCAAUAUAUAGAGAUUAUAAAUUGGGUAGGUAUACGACACCAACCACCGACACCAUGGCCGGCAUGUACGAAGCCACUGUACAGGUUGCGAAAGACUUUGGAUUUAACCAAUACGAAGUAUCAAGCUUUGAAAGAAAAGAAAAAUUUAGCAAACAUAACUUUGGGUAUUGGCGCGGGUCCGAUUAUCUUGGCAUCGGUCCAGGAGCUCAUGGAAGAAUUUAUAAUCCAUCAACCGCAACCAGAACAAGAACCUACAAUGUUUGUAAAGAUAGAGACCAUCAAAUAUUAUAUCCUGAAGAGUGGAUGGCGCAAUGCGAAGAGCUUGGUCAUGG